AUGUUCCCUGUAGCUCUGCUGCUGCUGCUGCUGGCAGCUGUUUCCUGUGUUCAGUCUCAGGUUGUUCUCACGCAGCCGGAAUCAGAGAUGGGAUCUCCAGGAGGUUCCUUCACAUUAAAAUGUGCCUGCAGUGGAUUUAGUGUUGGGGGCACUUCCAUGUACUGGAUCAGACAGGCUCCUGGAAAAGGACUUGAGUGGAUCAUCUACUACUACUCUGAUUCAAGCAAGAGGACAGCACAGUCUGUUCAGGGUAGAUUCCGGGCAUCUAAAGACAGCUCUAAUCUGUACCUGCACAUGACGCAGCUGAAAACUGAGGACACUGCAGUUUAUUACUGUGCGAGAGACACAGGAACGAACAGGUUCGACUUUGCCUACAGGAACAACCGUUCCACAGACGAUGCCAUUGCCUUCACUCUCCGCACCGUUCUUUCCCACUUGGAGAAAAAGAACACUUACGGCUGCGUUCUGAGCCCUCUCCUGUACUCCCUCUACACUCCCGGCUGUGUAGCUACGCACAGCCCCAAUGCCAUCGUGAAGUUUGCCGAUGACACGAUAGUUGUAGGCCUGAGCACUGACAGUGAUGAGGGGGCCUACAGGGAGGAGGUGCACACUCUGACACAUUGGUGUCAGGAGACCCACCUCUUACUCUUACUCAGCACCACCAAGGCCAUCAGCUGUUCACUGUCAGUUCCUGUCCUCCUCUGGAGCAGUGGUGAAGAGACCUAG
Molecule: messenger RNA, 726 nt
Organism: Scleropages formosus (Asian bonytongue)
Lineage: Eukaryota; Metazoa; Chordata; Actinopteri; Osteoglossiformes; Osteoglossidae
Product: immunoglobulin gamma-1 heavy chain-like
Exons: 6
Coding region: 1-726 (241 amino acids)
Source: RefSeq, a predicted model, not a curated record